Branchiostoma belcheri (Belcher's lancelet) is the source of this 1139-nucleotide messenger RNA. Its product is annotated as N-acetylaspartate synthetase-like. The record is from RefSeq and is a predicted model, not a curated record. The transcript has a single exon. Bases 75 to 755 code for a protein of 226 amino acids. NCBI's taxonomy places the organism in Eukaryota, Metazoa, Chordata, Leptocardii, Amphioxiformes, Branchiostomatidae. Gene Ontology annotation, molecular function: N-acetyltransferase activity.
GUCCUCAAAUAACUGAUGCAGGUGAUAUUUGCUCCGACUUUGCUCCGACACAGAUGGUAUGAAAUACCGUGAAAAUGGGUGUAAAAAUCCGGACAUUUCGGCGUUCCGACGCCAAAAUGGUUCGCAAAGUCUUAGUAGAUGGGCUCUUCUCGAAUGUAGAUCCCGCCUUUUACGUGGGAGUGCGUCGUCCUUCGGUGAUCGCCACCGGGUUGGUUCUGACGGCUCUGAUGUACCAGUGGACGUUGUCUCUGAUGUACACCAUCACGUUUUUCGUGGCUCUGUUGUGCCUGUACUAUCUAACUCUCCUCAUAGCAGCUCACCUGAUGACCAAGGGACCGCUGUUUGACGACAUCGAAAACGUGCAGAGGAACUACAUGAAACCCCGGCGGAAUUUCUGGGUGGCGGAGGCGGAUGGACAGGUGGUUGGCACGAUCGCCAUCACCCUCAGGUCUCUCAACAAGCCAGCCAAUGAGUGCGCCGAUGACGUUGCCUGGUUACGGCGGAUGGCGGUGAGUGAGAAAUACCGGCGACAGGGCAUCGCCAAGCGGUUGGUGGAGACCGCCAUUGACUUCUGCAAGAGGAACAAGUACCGCAGGAUAGAGCUGAUCACCACGGAGGUCCAGCUUCCCGCCAAAGCGCUGUAUGAGAAAAUGGGGUUCCGAUGCGUGAACACGUGGGCCAGGCGAGAGUGCGGCUUUGUGCUCUGGACAUUCACGCUCGUGUAUGACAUACAACAGGACAGCACCUACUACUGAUGAUUGGGCGGUACCAAACUGUUCAAAGCUUUCCAAACUGACCGUCGGAAACAAUCACGGGUUUAAAUACAUGCGGCGCUCCCAUACUGGGAGAAGACUUUUUCCACACCGAACACAACAUAAACACUGUAAAAUGCAAAAAGUUUGCCUAAUUCUGGGUAAAGUGUAAAAAUGUAUAUUUAUUUACCGAAUAUUUCUUUAUUCUAGUUCUUACUCAGAACAUUUAUUUGCUUCUGUGUAUUCAGUAGUCUUUUACUCCGUUGACAAGAAGUAUCGUAAUGUAUUGUGUUAAAAAGAUGCUAGUACAUGUAUAUUGUCAUUGUAUCAGUACUUGGUAUGUAUAUUUGCAACGCAGUUUAGUGUUUCUUGGGUGCAAUAGAAAUC